GCUGCUCCCGAUUGCUCUGGCCAAUGGAACCCGAUCCACCCUGCUGUGCGUAAGAGCGCAAUUAAGGAUUUAACCAAGCCUAUGCUGCGCCCCAGCCAGCAGUCUGCCGGAGACAGACACCGCGCCGCAGCCUCCUCCCCCAGACAUGUCUGCUUAGACCCGAGCAGCCCCGCCGCCAGCCCCAGCGCGCCGCCAGCUCCGAGCUAUGACAGGAGUAUUUGACAGAAGGGUCCCCAACAUCAGAUCCGGCGACUUCCAAGCUCCUUUCCAGACGGCUGCAGCCAUGCACCACCCGUCCCAGGAAUCUCCCACUUUACCCGAGUCCUCCGCUACGGAUUCCGACUACUACAGCCCGGCGGGGGGAGCCCCGCACGGCUACUGCUCGCCUACCUCGGCUUCCUACGGCAAAGCGCUCAACCCCUACCAGUAUCAGUACCACGGCAUGAACGGAUCUGCCGGGAACUAUCCUGCCAAAGCCUAUGCAGACUACAGCUACGCCAGUCCCUACCACCAGUACAGCGGGGCUUACAACCGCGUCCAGAGCUCUGCCAGCCAGCCAGAGAAGGAGGUGGCGGAACCCGAGGUGCGGAUGGUGAACGGCAAACCAAAGAAAGUGCGCAAACCCCGGACUAUUUAUUCCAGCUUUCAGCUGGCAGCGUUGCAGAGGAGGUUUCAGAAGACCCAGUACCUCGCCCUGCCCGAGCGGGCCGAGCUGGCAGCCUCCCUGGGACUCACGCAAACACAGGUGAAAAUCUGGUUUCAGAAUAAAAGAUCCAAGAUCAAGAAGAUCAUGAAAAACGGGGAGAUGCCUCCGGAGCACAGCCCCAGCUCCAGCGACCCCAUGGCCUGCAACUCUCCACAGUCACCUGCGGUUUGGGAACCUCAGGGCUCGUCCCGCUCCCUCAGCCACCAUGCCCACGCACACGCUCACCCUCCAAACUCCAACCCGUCCCCUGCAUCCAGCUACCUGGAGAGCUCCACUUCCUGGUACCCCGCUGCCAACUCCAUCAACUCCCACCUCCAACCCCACGGCUCCCUACAGCACCCGUUAGCGCUGGCCUCUGGGACGAUUUAUUAGAGCCUGACCCUUAUUAUUUUAUUUUAUUUUAUUUUAUUUUUGUUGUUCCUUGGACUCCCGUGUUUUACUGUUAAGGAAUAAUAACGAAAGGAAUGCAUAUGGGGAAUUUUUAAAAGGGAAAAGAAACAAACAAAAAGAUUAAAAUGUGUAAAGCUUGUGCAUGUAACUUAUUGCAUUUCAAAGGAAACCCUUUUUUAUACAAUACGGACAUUUUUUGGCUCAGCUGUGGACACUGUCAUUGGUGCCUUGAAAUCUAUGACCUCAACUUUUCCAGAGACUUUUUUCAAUGUUAUUUUAACCCUGUAAAUAAUUGUAGAUAGAGGAAUUAAACUGUAUAUUCUGAAUAAAAUAAAAUUAUUUCGACCAAGAGAAA
Prinia subflava (tawny-flanked prinia) is the source of this 1451-nucleotide messenger RNA. It is a transcript of the gene DLX5, whose product is annotated as distal-less homeobox 5. Gene Ontology annotation, molecular function: DNA-binding transcription factor activity, RNA polymerase II-specific; RNA polymerase II cis-regulatory region sequence-specific DNA binding. Lineage: Eukaryota; Metazoa; Chordata; Aves; Passeriformes; Cisticolidae. The record is from RefSeq and is a predicted model, not a curated record. Gene Ontology annotation, biological process: embryo development; regulation of transcription by RNA polymerase II; cell differentiation.